AUGGCGGCUCAAGUACAGGAAGACUCAGGUGACUCAGAAGUGGAGAAUGAAGCAAAAGAUAAUUUUCCACCUCAGAAGAAGCCAGUUUGGGUGGAUGAAGAAGAUGAAGAUGAGGAAAUGGUUGACAUGAGGAACAAUCGUUUUCGGAAAGAUAUGAUGAAAAAUGCCAGUGAAAAUAAACUUUCAAAAAAUGAGCUUCAAAAGAGACUUAAGGAAGAAUUUCAGCAUGCCAUGGGGGGAGUACCUGCCUGGGUAGAGACUAAUAAGCGGAAAAUAUCUUCAGAUGAUGAAAGUGAAGAGGAUGAAGAUGAUUUAUUGCAAAGGACUGGGAAUUUCAUAUCCACAUCGGCUUCUCUUCCUAAAGGAAUCUUAAAGGUGAGAGUCCGUGAAGUUGGGCCUCCCCAGCUAAUUACCUCUGAAAUUCAGUAUGCCUCCCAGUUACAACUGGAUGGAUUCCUUUGAUCUGAAAAUAAUGUUAAUUGUACUUCCUUACAGGUUGAUGGGAAAACAAAUCCUAAAAUUCAGAGCAUCUAUUUGGAAAAGUUUCCAAUCUUUAAGGCUCGUUUUAGUGCUAAUGGAGAAGAGGUUUUAGCCACAAGUACCCACAGCAAGGUGCUUUAUGUCUAUGACAUGCUGGCUGGAAAGUUGAUUCCAGUACAUCAAGUGAGAGGUUUGAAAGAGAAGAUAGUAAGGAGCUUCGAAGUCUCCUCAGAUGGGUCCUUCUUGCUCAUAAAUGGCGUUGCUGGAUAUUUUCAUUUGCUGUCAAUGAAGACUAAAGAAUUGAUUAGUAGCAUGAAAGUAAAUGGAAGGAUUGCAGCAUCCACGUUCUCUUCAGAUAGUAAGAAAGUGUACGCCUCUUCGGCGGAUGGGGAAGUUUACGUCUGGGAUGUGAACUCUAGGAAGUGCCUGAACAGGUUUGUUGAUGAAGGCAGUUUAUAUGGAUUGAGCAUUGCAGCAUCUAGGAAUGGACAGUAUGUGGCUUGUGGUUCUAACUGUGGAGUGGUAAACAUAUACAGUCAAGACUCUUGUCUCCAAGAAACAAACCCAAAGCCGAUAAAAGCUAUAAUGAACUUGGUUACUGGUGUUUCUUCUUUGACCUUCAAUCCUACCACAGAAAUCUUGGCAAUUGCUUCAGAAAAAAUGAAAGAAGCAGUCAGAUUGGUUCACCUUCCUUCCUGUACAGUAUUUUCAAACUUCCCGGUCUUUAAGCGGAAGAAUCUUUCUCUUGUGCAUACCAUGGAUUUUUCUCCAAGAAGUGGAUAUUUUGCUUAAGGGAAUGAAAAGGGCAGGGCCCUACUGUAUAGGUUGCACCAUUACUCAGACUUCUAAAGAGAUCAUUUGAAAUUCAGUUGAGUCACAAGAGAAGCCCAUCCUGAUAGAUCUGAGAAGCUUUCCAGAAUGUGUGAUAAUGUACGGAUCAUGAUUUUUUGAGCCAACUGUACAUAUUUAAGUUAAUAGAAAUGUAUAAUAAAUACAUGGCAACUUUUAUUUGAAAAUAAAUGUAUGUGGGAGAACAGGGGUGGGAUAGACGGGGUCAAUGAGGGGG
This is a messenger RNA of Myotis davidii, 1546 nucleotides long. It is a transcript of the gene UTP18, whose product is annotated as UTP18 small subunit processome component. Gene Ontology annotation, cellular component: small-subunit processome; Pwp2p-containing subcomplex of 90S preribosome. NCBI's taxonomy places the organism in Eukaryota, Metazoa, Chordata, Mammalia, Chiroptera, Vespertilionidae. Gene Ontology annotation, biological process: rRNA processing. The record is from RefSeq and is a predicted model, not a curated record. Gene Ontology annotation, molecular function: protein binding. The transcript is spliced from 13 exons.